UUUGGUUUUCCCCUUUCACCACCGAUCUGUGUCGCCGUGUCCCGAUUCCUCAGCAUCUUCCCUCCGUCGCAGCCUCUCCGUUGCUGAUCUUCAUAUCGCCGUAACAUUCACAGUGUACUCCCGUUGAUUCGAAACAUUCCGUGUUCUCUCUUCGUCUCUGCCAUCUUCACAACCUCGCGGUCGGCGUGUUCGAUUCAGUUUCGAGUCCAAUGGACCCGCAGACGCAGAACACUUCGUUGCAGCGACUCCAGAAUGUCGAGAAUGUGAAAAUUUCGGAGCACUCACUCUUUCCUUUGAGAAUUAUAUGGAAGGUUACAGAGUUAUUUGAUGUGAAUGUGUAUGCGUUUUCUGUGUUUUCGGCGCAGAGAGUUGUGAAGGUUUUGGAACUAGCUGGAGGAGUGAUGGAAGAACUCGCGAGCCCUUCUGGACCUAAGAAAGAGUUCGUUAACAGCCACUGCCGAGAGUUUAUGCAAUCUAUGAAGGAUAUUCAAGUGACACUAAGGGAGGAGAUCAAAAGCGCUUGCGAGUACCGUCCCUUUGAGAAAUGUGAUUACAACGCUAGAAUAGCUAAUGAGAUCUGCUUCCAGAAGCUUGAAUAUGUUCUCACGCAGCUUGAUGAUCUGAAACAAACUGCUGACCGGUAUCCUUCUUCUGGUUGAGAUUGCUACAAAAGAAACUUUACGCAGAUUUCUCGUGUUUGUCACCCGUUAUUGUGAUAUUGUUUCUAGAUCAGUUGUAGGUUAUCCCAUUAAAGUAUUGUAUGUCUGUUUUCUCUUGCGUAUGAGUGGUUUGCUGCACAAGUAAGAUCCUCCUACUUACUCCAUACGUAUUAGAUUUUGCGGAAAAAAAAAGAGAUUUAGGUGAAUUUAAUUUGGUUAGAACAUCCAUCUUCAAUGAAUCUUUUUUUUUUUUU
Messenger RNA from Capsella rubella, 913 nucleotides. Its product is annotated as mediator of RNA polymerase II transcription subunit 11. The coding region runs from base 210 to 659 and encodes 149 amino acids. Gene Ontology annotation, biological process: regulation of transcription by RNA polymerase II. The transcript is spliced from 3 exons. NCBI's taxonomy places the organism in Eukaryota, Viridiplantae, Streptophyta, Magnoliopsida, Brassicales, Brassicaceae. The record is from RefSeq and is a predicted model, not a curated record. Gene Ontology annotation, molecular function: transcription coregulator activity. Gene Ontology annotation, cellular component: mediator complex.